Molecule: messenger RNA, 261 nt
Organism: Symphalangus syndactylus (siamang)
Lineage: Eukaryota; Metazoa; Chordata; Mammalia; Primates; Hylobatidae
Product: zinc finger protein 141-like
Biological process (GO): regulation of DNA-templated transcription
Source: RefSeq, a predicted model, not a curated record
GGAUACCCCUGAAGUGGGGAAAUGGAACUCUUAACAUUCAGGGAUGUGGCAACAGAAUUGUCUCCAGAAGAGUGGAAAUGCCUGCACCCUGCCCAGCAGAAUUUGUAUAGAGAUGUGAUGUUGGAGAACUACAGAAACCUGGUCUCUCUGGGUGUUGCUAUCUCUAACCCAGACCUGGUCACCUGUCUGGAGCAAAUAAAAGAGCCCUACAAUGUGAAGAUACAUAAGAUCAUAGCCAGACCCCUAGUGAUCUGCCUUUAA